UUUUCUUAGUUAUAUACAACACAUAAUUAAACCAAGGAAAUAUCUAACUGUAAAUAAUUACCAAAUUUAUUUUAUCUUAUCGGAAUUAAUAGAAUUUAAGGCCUAAACGCGAUUGAUGACAAAAAGGAAGCAAGACAAUAACACAUUAAGAGUAACGCUGGUCGUUUUUUUGAAAAAAUCCUGCAUAAAUAUUUGUGAAAAGUAAUGAAUGCAUUUUAUCUAUAUCACUUUAUUGCUAAGAUGAACUAUGAUGAUUUACUAUCAGAGUUAACUGAUGAAAAAUUGGAGCUUUUCCAAACCUCUUCGAAAGCAGCCCCUGAGGAGGCAAUUGAAGAAGAGCAAGCAGCUACGAUACAAACUGUAUGUAAAACGUUCAUAAAAUCUACAAAUGUUCAAACUUCAAAAUCUGAAGGUUCCACACCUCAACGAAAAGUUUCUACUUCUUCACGUCUAAUGAGCGCAUUCCAACAAUUUUACGCAACUGGCAAUAGUUCAGUUAUAAACGAUGGUAACGGUACCUCAUCCACUGCGCCUACAAGUCAUACUCCCACUAAAGGCGUAGAAUCAAAAUUGCUUUCCAUGUGGCAGAACGUUAAAUAUGGUUGGAGUGGUAAACUGGCAAAGACGAACUUUUCCAAGGAACAACCCGUUUGGCUUUUGGGUCGUUGUUAUCAUCGCAAAUGUUCGCCAUCCUCUUCUAUGGAAACUUCAACGGAAAUGUCGAUUUCUAAUACAGGCAGGGAAGCAGGGAAUAACAAAAAUUCAAGUGCGCAUGAUAGCGUACAGCACUUCAGUACUUGCUAUACUUCCAAUAAUUUCUCCAAUCAGAAAGCUCCAACCUCUACAUAUCCCAUAAUCAAUCUUCAGCAAGCUGAAGAAAUUAUUGUGCCUCAAGAAUUGGGCAUGGACGCUGCUGAAAAUCAGGUUGCUGAAAAUCUCUGGGAAGAAGGAAUAGAAGGUUUUAAGCGCGACUUUUACACUCGCAUAUGGAUGACGUACCGUCGCGAAUUUCCCACAAUGAAUGGCUCUAACUAUACGUCUGAUUGUGGGUGGGGUUGCAUGAUACGUAGCGGGCAAAUGCUUCUUGCCCAGGCUUUAUUAUGCCAUUUUUUAGGACGCAGUUGGCGUUAUGAUCCGGAUUCACAAUUGCAUUCGACUUACGAAGAUAAUAUGCAUAAAAAAAUUAUUAAAUGGUUUGGCGAUAUAUCUUCAAAAAGCAGUCCAUUUUCCAUACAUACUUUGGUGCAUUUGGGCGAGCAGAUGGGCAAAAGGCCCGGAGAUUGGUAUGGACCUGCUUCGGUUUCCUAUCUGUUAAGGCAAGCUCUCAAGAACGCAGCUCAAGAAAAUGCCGAUUUUGAUAACCUUGCCUUAUAUGUGGCUAAAGAAAGUACAGUUUAUAUUGGAGAUAUUGAAGCAGAAUGUUGUGUACCAGAACGUACCCCAAAAGCAAAAGCAAAUGUGCCUUGGCGCAAACGUGAAGUCCAGAAAGCUACAGAGCCAAAACAACAAUGGAAAUCUUUGAUAAUUUUAAUACCUUUACGUUUGGGUACAGAAAAACUUAAUCCAGUUUACGCUCAUUGUUUGAAACUAUUGUUAAGUACCGAGUAUUGUAUUGGAAUUAUUGGUGGCAGACCGAAACACUCAUUAUAUUUCGUUGGCUUUCAAGAGGAUAAACUCAUACACUUAGACCCGCACUACUGUCAGGAAAUGGUAGACGUAAAUCAGGAAAACUUUGCUUUGCAUUCAUUUCACUGUAAGUCACCCCGUAAACUAAAAACUGCAAAAAUUGAUCCCAGCUGCUGUAUCGGAUUCUAUUGCCAAAAUAAGAUUGAUUUUGAUAGCUUUGUAGAAAGCGUACAAUUGUAUUUACAUCCAAUGCGUUGUGCUUCUGGCACCAUUGACAAAAUUUUGCCGCCUUCUCAACAAAUGUCUAACAAUAUAGCUUCCAGUUUCACUGAACCAAGCAACACUUCCAUGCAGUAUGCAGAAAUGAAUUAUCCAUUAUUUAGUUUCUCACGUGGAAGAUGUUUACAACACGAAAUAAAUGUAAUGAACGAUUCCCUUUAUAGGCCUUUGCAAAAACCAUUGCAAGAAAUUAAGGCCGAAAUGGACUAUACUGUAUUAGCUAAUAUGACCACAAUGCAAGCAGCAACAAAUGACGAUGAUAGCGAAACUGAAGAAUUUGUUCUACUUUAAGAGUAAAAAAAGAGAAGAAUGUAAACCAUAACACUUUUUAUGGUAAAAAUAAUAAUAAUUGAGCUUCUUACAUAAAGACAUACUUUUAUACAAAACCAGCCUUUCACAUAAUUCUACUUAUAUAUUUAUGCAUUGUAUUCUGUUGCUACGUCUUUUCUAACACUUAAUGCAUCUCAAAAUUAAAGACUUCGCUUAAAGUUAACUUAGUUUAUUGCGUCAAUAGUAACGUACAAAAGUUGUUAUUGAAUUCAUUAUGUCAUUAUGUAUUUGUUGGAUAAUUAAUUCCUCAUGGUUUCAUAUGCAAUUAAAUAUAGAA
This is a messenger RNA of Glossina fuscipes, 2512 nucleotides long. It is a transcript of the gene Atg4b, whose product is annotated as cysteine protease ATG4D. The transcript is spliced from 7 exons. Gene Ontology annotation, molecular function: protein-phosphatidylethanolamide deconjugating activity. The record is from RefSeq and is a predicted model, not a curated record. Lineage: Eukaryota; Metazoa; Arthropoda; Insecta; Diptera; Glossinidae. The coding region runs from base 205 to 2196 and encodes 663 amino acids.